Messenger RNA from Melitaea cinxia (Glanville fritillary), 1501 nucleotides. Its product is annotated as collagen alpha-2(I) chain-like. The transcript is spliced from 6 exons. The coding region runs from base 100 to 1281 and encodes 393 amino acids. The record is from RefSeq and is a predicted model, not a curated record. NCBI's taxonomy places the organism in Eukaryota, Metazoa, Arthropoda, Insecta, Lepidoptera, Nymphalidae.
AGGCUCGCCUGAAGCCGCCGUCAGUUACAUAACAGAGCGCCGCCUGCGCGCGCGUGUUGUACACCUUUCAGUUGACUAUGUGCAUAGUGUUGUGCUAACAUGAUUGAUAGUAAGUUGUACUGCUGCCUGCUGCUGGCAGCGGCCGCGGUGAGUGCGGAGCGCUGGGCGUGGCCGGACGCGGCCGGGGCGGAGAGCGUGCGAAUUGAUAGCAAAGUGCGCUUCGAAGAUACGCCGACGCAGAAGAACACCAAGAGAGAUAGUGUACAAGCUGAUGAGAUUCCAUUCCAAGAGGCAACAGACACAGAGGGCUUCUACAACAGACCACAAGAAGCGGGGCGUUACCCUGUACGCGUCGACCCGCUGAACGGGAAGAACAUACGCAUUAACGGAAGGGAUGUCUAUCUCCUGAAUGGACAGAACAGAAAUCAGGGGUACGAAUCGGAUGGAACGUUGGACUCCCUGCAACACUGUAAAUGCGUGACCAGACCGGACUGCAAGGUGCAGACCGACUACCAGAACGCAUGUGGAACCAACCAGUACCUCUGUUGCUACAAUAUCCCCGACAAGCCAAACUCCGAAUAUUUCAAUGAAGUAGACGAUGAGCGUCCCAUGCUGUACCCAAACCAAGGCAAUAUAGCGGGGCCUUUCCCUUCACCACAUGAGCUUGAUAAUAACGGUGUGUUUGGACCGGGACAUAGCCAUGAAAAUAUAUUGUUCGGUAGCGGUGACAGACGCAGACAACCCAACAUACUAAUUGGGCCGGAUGGACCUACUGGCAACAUUGGACCACAACAGAAACAAGUGCUCGUCGGACCUGGCGGCUCCACUGGAGUCAUUGGCCCUGAUAGACCCGUUCUUGUCGGACCUCAAGGUCCAACGGGUAUUAUUGGUCCAGUAAAUGAAAACCGCGAUCACCAAAAUACUCUCGUUGGACCCAAUGGCCCUACUGGGGAUUUAGGUUCGAGCGAAGCUGCGCAAAGAGGAGUACUAGUUGGACCAGGUGGUCCAACAGGGAUCAUCGGUCCUGGUUUCAAUCGACCAGUGUUAGUUGGUCCCGGUGGACCUACCGGUAUUAUAGGGCCACGAAGACAAGGUGUCCUAGUAGGACCUGGUGGACCUACGGGCAUAAUCGGACCUGCUUUUAACCGUCCUUCACAGGGUCGAGGAGUUUUGGUCGGUCCUGGUGGUCCUACUGGUAUUAUUGGUCCCGGCAGACGUCUCCUCGUUGGACCAGGAGGUCCAACAGGACAGAUAGGUCCAAGGAAUUACUACGGUAAAUAAAUGUGGUACUGUGAUAACUAAUGAAUUAUUUAAUUUAGCUAGUAAGUGUUCGCGCACUCGUUGGUACGAUACGUCGAGUGUUUAGUGAGUGCGGUAAUUUAUUUCAUGUAAAUAUUCUUUAUUUCCAUGUAUCUAACAAGAGCGUCAUGCUAACGCUAUGUACCGUGGCUUUAAACUAUUUCUUGUGUGUAAAUAAAUGUCUAUAAUAUAAAUAAUAACA